This is a messenger RNA of Anopheles coluzzii, 1563 nucleotides long. RefSeq names its product ficolin-2-like. The coding region runs from base 419 to 1438 and encodes 339 amino acids. The transcript has a single exon. NCBI's taxonomy places the organism in Eukaryota, Metazoa, Arthropoda, Insecta, Diptera, Culicidae. The record is from RefSeq and is a predicted model, not a curated record.
CGAGGUGGAACGAUUGGAAUCGACUGACGACAUCGUGCACCUACGAGCUGAUGGUAGAGUGGGGAGAUUUCUUCGGGAACUCUGUGUACGCACAGUGUAAGUUCCUUUGGUCCUCCUUUAUGGGAUUCCCUUUUGCUUCGGUUGCAAAACGGGCGAGCUGCAAUCAUUUGAUUAAUACGCGGGCUGAUGGGUAAUGAAGGGGAUUUUUGGUUUGCUGUGUGGAACACAGUUCGAUAAGGUGGUUCUACUACAUUUAAAUUUAACCACACUCUGAACCCUAUAUUGUACGAUAUAUAUUGCCACAUUGUAAUGGUGAUAAGCUUCCUACUCCCUAUAUUUUGUCCCCAAGUUGGCAUUGCACUUCGCUAGAACGGUAUAAAACGGAGCUGCAUUUGCCACUGUUCAGCAUUAUUCCAUCAUGUGCGUCUUUAGAGUGCUGUUGUACUUAGUGUUUCUUGUGUUAUCUCCAACUAAAGUUCAGGGCGAUGAACAAAACGCCACCGAAUUGUCCCUCGAAGGGUUUGAAUAUCAAACCUUAACAGUCAAACUGGACUAUUUGCAGCACAAGCUUACCGAGAUGGACUUUGCGAUAAAGGAGGAUCGAAGGACCACCGAUCAGAAGCUAUCACAGCUGGGCCAAGUGAUGGGUAACAAUUUCACCACUUUACAGAACCAGUUGAAUAACAUUCUUAACGAGCAGGCAGCCAUAGCCAAUCAGGAACGGAUGCGAAAGGAGAUACAAACGCUAGCAUCGAACAAAGAUGUUGCUCGAUUUCUGAUCAGUUCCGCAUCGUACGCUCGAACGAUCUCAUUUCCAUCGUGCAAAGAGGAGCCUUCGGAAUUGUCAGGAAAGUAUCUAAUACAACCUGCUGAAAACGAUGAACCAUUCCUGGGAUACUGUGAGCAGACUGCUUUCGGUGGAGGUUGGCUUGUGUUACAGCAUCGUUACAACGGAUCGGUGGACUUUUACCGCAAUUGGACAGAGUACCGGAACGGUUUUGGAAGCGUCGAUGGAGAGUUUUGGCUCGGGCUGGAACACUUGCAUCAGAUUACUUCAGAACGAGAGCAUGAGAUGUUGGUGGAGCUAAAAGAUUUCGAUGGAAACUACAAGUACGCACGGUACGAUCAGUUCGAGAUCGGCAGUGAGGCGGAGCAAUAUUCGUUAAAGAAGCUGGGAUCGUAUACAGGAACGGCAGGUGACUCAUUGACGUACCAUAAGGGUAUGAAGUUUACAACCAAAGAUCGAGAUAAUGAUGAAAGUAGAAGUAUGAACCUUGCUGAGAAUUAUGAGGGAGCAUGGUGGUACAAGGAAUUUCACCUGUCCAAUCUUAAUGGACGUUAUAAGAAUGCUUGGGACUUAAAAAGUAUGGUAUGGUUCACCUAUAAAUUAAAAUCUAUUGGUUUAGCAUACUCAAGAAUGAUGAUUCGGGAAACAUAACCGAUAAGGUGCUGUUGUUAGUAACAUUAUUUUAAAACAGUAAAACAAAAGCAUCUUUUGCUAAAACAAAUGUGUGAUUGCAUGCAUUAGUGAGAAAAUAUAUCAAAUAUAAUUGAUUAACUCAA